AAGGAUGAUUUCUGUCGUUGAAUUUACAACAGUGUUGGUUAAUUUCAGUUGGAUGAAAAUCAAAUUUUAUUUUUUGGCUGCUAUUUUAACCACAUGCACAUUGUCGAAUUAAAUAUCAAUUUCCUCAGCAUAAAAAAGCAUUAAAUGCAGAAUUAAUCAUGCGGCCGCCUCACGGACAACCUUUGCAAGAUCGAAAGCCUGGCAGUACCAAAAGCUUGACGGAUGAACUCAGCUGUCUGACAUUACCCGCCGUAAGCAUUCAAAGUACUUCCACAUCGGCCAUUGGAGGUGCUCUUGAAUUUGGUCGCCAUCAGGAGGCCAGAGCAAAAGUAAAUGAAUCACUUGGUGAAUUGAAUGUGGUCAAGAAACGAGUUUUAAAUGAUGUAUGUCCCACACCGGAUAACAUAUCGCACAACACCAUCGCUGCCAGCAAUAUCCUUUCGUUAAACCGAUCCACGACUAUCAAUAGUGUCAGGAGUGGGCAUACGAGCAGCUCUGCUAACAAUACGAAAUCUGAAGACGGCGCUACCUCAUCGUUAUUGUGCCCAGCCCAUGACGCAGCCUAUAACUGCAACCCUAGCGAGGAAUACAGGACAAACAAUCUUUGGGACUACUGUGAAGUGAAUUGCGAAACCGCCAAGUUGAAUGUCGCAGCCUUACCACUGGCUAGUCAACAAAAAGCUGCACUGUCCGAUCUGCUGUAUUGUUUGAGUGGCAUGAGGUGUGACUUGAUAACGCCGUUGCCUCGAGAUGAUGCAGCUCCAGGUAUCGACAAGUAUAAGACUUGUUUUGUCGUGGAUAAGGGUUUGGACAAGAGCUUUACCAGCAUUAUCUACGAUAUUUUGCCAUUGGCCUCACACUUUAUGGCCAUCCAACAGGUCAUGGCCGCCAUCGAUGGACGUGGCCAGGUGAACAUGGCUCUAAAUGCAGAACUGGUGAUCAUCAGUCGAGACUUUUAUAGGUUAAUAAGCGAAGCGGAUAGGGAGCUGGACCGGGGUGCGUUGACACUGCAAAAGCUACUUUACUAUCUUCAACCUACCAUGUGGGUCAUGGAGCAGCUAUGGAUUUCUUUGGGCGAUAUACUACUGCAGGAUCUCAAAGGGGCAGCUGUGCUAACGGUUUUGUUUAACGGCGUAAAACGCCUGGACGGAGAUAAAGCGGCACAGACUAUGUUAAUUAACGUCACAACCAAGGCAGCACAGCCAUAUAUGCGUAUGCUUCAGAUGUGGCUGCAAUCGGGCAUCAUUGAUGACUACAUGACGGAGUUCAUGAUCAAGGACUACAGUAAAGAGCUGAAAGAGGACAAGGUCCAAAAUAACUGGGAAAAGCGGUUUGCGAUCCACAGUGAAGACACACCCAUAUUUCUGGAGAAAUACUCGAAUAUAAUACUACGAACCGGCAAAUACUUGAAUGUGAUUAGACAGUGUGGCAAGCUGAUAAAAUCGAAGCCGAUUGUGGACUUUCGAUUUAAUCCCGUCGAUGAGCGAAGGCAUGUCAGUGUGAUCAAGGAAGCCUAUUAUUUUGCAGCUCGGAAGGUGCUGGACGUGCUGAUCAUCGAAAACGAUCUGAUGGGACGUUUGCAGUCGGUAAAGCGUUAUUUGUUGCUUCAGCAGGGAGAUUUCAUUAUGGAGUUCAUGGAUGCUUGCGACGAGGAGUUAUGCAAAAAUGUGGCCAAAGUGCUGCCCAUGACAUUGGAAAAUCUUCUUGGUCUGACGCUGGGUCUUUCCUCCGCUUGUAGUGAUCCUUACAAGGAUGAUCUGCACUGCGAGCUGCUCACCUACGAUUUGGUUACACAAAUGAACAAGAUUAUUAGCCAUUGCGAAGAGGAUGGAUCAAUCGAUCAUCUGGACUUGACUGGCAUGGAGUGCUUUUCUUUUACUUAUGAGGUGAAGUGGCCGGUUUCACUUGUGCUUAAUAAGAUGGCCAUUGGUCAGUAUCAGAUACUCUUUCGACAGUUGUUCUACUGCAAGCACGUCGAGCGACAGCUGUGCAAGGUGUGGAAGGAAAACUCAAAGACCAAGAAGUUUUCCCCGCGUGCAGCUUGGCUCUACCGCUCGGCCUUUGCUCUGAGGCAAAGAAUGAUGAACGCCAUCCAAAAUCUGGAGUAUUAUAUGAUGAUUGAGGUGAUUGAACCCAAUUGGCAUGCAUUUAUCGAGAAAAUGCGGAAAGUAGAAGACAUCGAUAUGUUGCUUACAAUACAUCAGGACUUUCUCACCAUGUGCCUCAAAAGCUCCAUGUUAACCGAGGACUCACAGCUGAGCCGUAUCAUCUUCAGGUUGGCCAAGAUCUGUCUAAAGUUCUGUGAGUUUAUUCAACAAUCGCAGCGAAUCUUUAUCGAUGCGGAGCUCAAGUCGAUGGUUUGCGAUAGCGGCGAUGAAAAGUCCGACUCGCAGCCAGAUACUUUGGAGCAAGCAGAGUGCGAGCAAAAGCCAGAUCAUGCAGAUACAUUUACGGAGCGCAUUAAAUGCUUUGAUCGGGGAUUUACGAGUGCGCUCAUUUCAUUUCUUAAAGAGGUCUAUGGGCUGGCUAAAGCUAAUACCAACGAUGUCUUCAUGAACCUUGUGAAUAGAAUCAAUUUUAAUGGAUAUUAUUCACAACAAAUGGAAGCAAUUUGCAUUGAGAAAGCUAUGGGGGAUUGAUUAUCCCAUAUCAACAGAAACCCAAGUUACACAAGUCUUGAUCAGAGCGAAACAAAUUUAUAUGAGUGGGUUUUUUUAACUUCUACAACUUUUGUAAACUUUUGCUUCAAAAUGUUUUGGUAACUUCACGUCUUAACACAAUAAAUGGUAAAUAUAAAACUGAUUGCCAAUGGGGAACUCU
Messenger RNA from Drosophila nasuta, 2820 nucleotides. RefSeq names its product gamma-tubulin complex component 2 homolog. The coding region runs from base 159 to 2639 and encodes 826 amino acids. NCBI's taxonomy places the organism in Eukaryota, Metazoa, Arthropoda, Insecta, Diptera, Drosophilidae. Gene Ontology annotation, cellular component: spindle pole; microtubule organizing center; gamma-tubulin complex. Gene Ontology annotation, molecular function: microtubule minus-end binding; gamma-tubulin binding. The record is from RefSeq and is a predicted model, not a curated record. Gene Ontology annotation, biological process: meiotic cell cycle; cytoplasmic microtubule organization; mitotic cell cycle. The transcript has a single exon.